Messenger RNA from Suillus subaureus, 480 nucleotides. RefSeq lists its product as uncharacterized. Bases 1 to 480 code for a protein of 159 amino acids. NCBI's taxonomy places the organism in Eukaryota, Fungi, Basidiomycota, Agaricomycetes, Boletales, Suillaceae. The transcript is spliced from 4 exons. The record is from RefSeq and is a predicted model, not a curated record.
AUGAACUAUAAUCCAACCCAAAUAAUUGCUGUUUUUCUCUGCAUAUCAUCCUCUGCGUAUGCGCAGGCACCUGAUUCGUUCACCUACUGGGACAGUGGACGCAUUGCUGGAAUUGCUAUCGGCGUCUCGUUUUUCCUAUUAUUACUCUUAAUAUAUGGUUUUAUAGCUAUGUGUCACCGGUCCCGUUCGACACCCGUCACUGUAUCUGGGACGAACGCUCAAUCAGGUCCACCUUACGCACCUCCAAUAUGGCAAGGGGCACAGGCGUAUGCACCUCCGCCUGGUCCCCCACCUGGUCCCCCAUCUAAUACUGCAAGCAUGAAUCCAUAUGAACUUAACGAGUAUCCUGGAUCACAGCCCCCUCCCCCUCCAUAUGUGAAAGGAGGAGAAGGAGCCAGCAUGCCGCAGGAAACAAAUUACUCCUCGCCUCCGGGUCUCCCGACGGCUGCACAUACGAGAGAAGAUAAUCGUUUCGUAUGA